AAUGAAAACAUUUUAUUGGAACGAAAAAAGCAAGAACUGUUCGAUGUCCAGCUAUUUAUUGCAGCCUUGCGGAUUCUUCCACAAACUCGAAACGUGCAAUACAAUAUGCUCCAAGAAAUCAUGGACUUUACCUGACUUAGAAAAAUAUCCAUAUUUUCAGUUCAGUUAGCAGUCAACAUGAAGGGAUGCAUAUUUUUCGUAGUGCUGUCACUAUAUAACCUGUCCAUUGGUACCGCGGUUGUUCAGAGCCCAAUCUACGCUAUUCUGUGCAAGCGAACAGGAGGAUCAAUAACUUGUUAUCAAGACAACACCUGGGGCUUUAAUGAGAAGACUCGUACAUGCUAUCGUGUACGAAAGGCUCAAGGACCAUGCGGCUUUUUCGAUGGUAAAAAGGGUUGCGAGGACUUUUGCAUCAAAGGAAAGGGAUAAUUCAGCGUAAUACUGUCCUGAUAUGUGAAUUAAAUUAAUGGUUUUACGUGUCUAAUAUACCAUUAAAUAUAUUUGAAGAAAUAUCUGAAGCCAUGAAAA
Drosophila biarmipes is the source of this 528-nucleotide messenger RNA. RefSeq lists its product as uncharacterized. The transcript has 3 exons. Bases 178 to 429 code for a protein of 83 amino acids. NCBI's taxonomy places the organism in Eukaryota, Metazoa, Arthropoda, Insecta, Diptera, Drosophilidae. The record is from RefSeq and is a predicted model, not a curated record.